AAAACGGGAAUAUACAUUCCAACAUAACACUGUAGCCAAUAAGCAUACAAUAUUCCCUUUGUUUCACAUAUUUCGCAAAAACAACAUUACAAUGGAAAAUCUUGAAAAUAGCAAAGGCAGAUUGUUUACCUUUCGAAUAUACAUUACCCACAAUUCCUUGUAAUAAUUGCGCGAAAAUUUGUUUGGAGGGAACGACAGUUCAGAAAACACAACAAUGGCAUAUCCAACUUCAAUCCUGUUUUCUUCCCCUAAACGGGCAGAUCGCCUUGGAUCAACUGGGGAUAGUCUUCCCGGAAGUCCCCCGAUCCGAGAUAUCAUGAUGCUACCAUGGAAUUGGGCUGGAGGAGCGCAAAAAAUUCAACUCAGCCCAAGUGGAUCAUUGAGUUCAGUUGGCUCUCCAACAACACCAGUGGAGCUUCGGAGAGGACGGCCAAGAUCAGAGACUAUCAAGUCACUGAUUGUAGAGGGAUCUUCUUCGCCGAACGUUAUAAAGUGUCAAUUAUGUAACAGAGUUUUUCCGAGAGAGAAGUCUCUUCAAGCCCAUCUUCGGACACAUACAGGAGAACGACCAUACAAAUGUGAUUAUCCAGCAUGUGGGCGUGCCUUUUGUCAGAGUGGUCAACUGAAGACACAUCAAAGACUUCAUACAGGAGAAAAACCAUUUAUAUGUUCAGUUGAAGGUUGCACCAGUAAGUUUGCGCAUGCUAACAGACACUGUGCAUCUCAUCCAUUCAAGCCAUUAAAACGAGCAGAACAAAAUGAAAACCUCAUAUCAAAUAUACCUGUGAAUGCCAAGAAAGAAGAAGUCAUUCAAUGGCUAGAGAGGCAAGCUGAAAAAGAGAAAACUCCUUUAAAGGCUACGAGAGACAAACAUUUAAAGCCGAAACAAAGGCAACUAAAACGUGAGCUAGAUGCUGAGACAUUGAGUGUUGAGCACAAGACAAAGCGACAGGCCUUAGGCGAUGUGAACAUUCUAGAAGUUACGGAGCGUAGACUUAAUGAUGCAAAUGAUAAAUGGUUAGGGGCUAUGGCAUUAAUGGAACUUGCUGGAAACCCUUUGAAAUAAUCCACAGAUGUUCACAAGCUCCGGUGAUUUAAAUGGGCUUAAUCCGCAAAGAAUAACCUUAUAUAGUCAUUGAGUAUACAUAUACUUGCAUCACCACACAUACAUUCAUACUUUACAUUGUAAUCAUGUCUCAAAUCAUCUCUUGUAUCCUAUUGAAUAUGGACAAGAUUAUGUUCUCACAUUUUAGUCACUACUCAUCCCACAUUUAAUAUUUGUAAAUAUCAGUGAAUAUAUUGUAUAUACUUUUUGUAUGUAAUUUUAGUUGAUCAACAUGUAUUGCAUGUCCAUCAGUCUGUCAGUGCUUUACUCUUCUGCAUGUACAUGCCUUAUUUUAUUUCAUCUUGUAUUGCCAAGCAGUUAAGCCAAAAGAACAAACAUUUUAAAUGUUAAACAGUUAAAUGACAGCACAAAACAUCCAAUUUGUUAAGAAUUUUUUUUAUUAUUUGUGGUGUAGAGUGAAUGUAUACAGCAAUCGUACACAUUUGCUUACUAAUAUUGAGGCACUCAAUAUGUUGUUGUUUACAUUGUGCCUGUACCUUUUACUGGUGUGCUAUGCUAUUUAUGAAUUAACUUAACAAUUUUAAUCGGCCAUAUUCGAUGUAAUUUAUGCCAAAGACAAGUUUCAAAAUAUAUAUAUAUUUUCUAUAAAACCUUACUUUCAUUUAGUGUUCAUUAUUUACUACUUGAUUCAGAAACAUAAGGACAAAUCAUGAUUAGUUCAAUCAAUCGUUUCUCAGUUUCUAAAACUGAAAACAUCUAGAGAGGACCAACUUUUGUUUGACUUAUUUUAUCCAUUCAUAAAAAUGUGAUUCAGAACCUAUAUUAAAAUUAUAUUCUCAAAAGGAUCUAAAGGGAGUAUCGGAGUGUAUAAGGGAUUUAAGACCUACUGGUAAUUUUAAAUGCAUUUCCAUGGUGAGGUGACACAAUUGUUAUAUUUACGUUAUGGAGCAAAGAUCAAGACAACAACAACUUUAAAGGCCUACAUUUGAUUUCUUUUUUAUUAGACAUUCAACAUUAUUUAGUUCAUCUCCAGGACACAUAGUGACAACUUUACGUUUAAAGUUUUAUCAAGUUAAACUGCACUACCUCAUUUGAGUUUCAGUUUAAACAAGUUCUUUUGCAAAAAAAAUUUGAAGUGUUUUUUUCAGUAUCUCAACUUGGUGCAUGUCUACUCCUUUGGUCUCCAUUCUAUUUCCCAGUGUUAACUUAAUAACAUCGGUGUCAUUACAUGAUCCAUUGUAUUGUUUCUGAACUCUCUAGUUUACAAUGUACAGAUAUUAAAGAGUCUGGCGCCACUGAAGGUCAUAAUUCAUAGUCAUCAGGGUGAUACAGUUCACUUAAAAGCCUAUAUACAUAUGAUGGUGCAUUUCCGCCACUGAAAUAAAUAAAAAAAAGUAAAUAUAAAUUCAUGGAAAUACAACUAACUGAAUGGAUGGAUAACUAGAUGAUAAAACUGGCUUUUGUCUGAGCCAGAAUACUAUUUAUAAUAUGGAGACAUCUGACAAAAGUACCGUAAUUUCCAUUUAAGUGUAUUAAAAAAAUUAAUGGGUGAAUACACAGGCCACUGCACAUUAAAAGCAUGUAUAACUGCAUAUUAUG
Messenger RNA from Owenia fusiformis, 2665 nucleotides. Lineage: Eukaryota; Metazoa; Annelida; Polychaeta; Sabellida; Oweniidae. The record is from the annotation of a GenBank genome assembly.